CGCACGCACGCACACAUACGCGGGUUAGUAAAAACAUCUUUACGCUCCACUCCGCUCCGGAAGGAGCUCUUUUUCGCCAGAAACGGUGCGUUCUGCGGAGAAAAAGAUUACAAUUUUCCAUUCAAGUGUUGCCCGAUCGCUGCGGUCACCCCUUCCCGGUGCGGGUUUCGUCGGAAAGAGUAUCGGAAAAAGGCACGGACGACGGAAAAGUCCGUAUUACGCGGCGUGGUCCUGCUGGUGGUGGUGCUACCGUUGCCGUGGUCGAUCGAUGAUUUCAGUGUUUUCAUCCCACAACCCACCAACAGCAGCAGUAGUGAUGGCGGCGUGAUCAGAGUGUUUUCGGGAUUUCGUUCGGGAGCAAAACAAGUGAUCCAAGUGAGGGGGCGAUCCUGCUAAAUGCCUUAUCGUGCCCGUUGUGCCGUUGUGCGGUGGAUGUGAAAACAUCACAGCACAAGAAGAAACACAGGGUGUGGUGGUGACGGGUGAUCCGAUGACCAGAGGAGGCACCCUGUAUUCGUCUCUGGUGCAGCUUCGCUGCUUUUGUUUUGACUGCCGUGGACGACGACGAGAACGAGAACAAGCCAGCCAGGCAACGCAGUUCUGCUGCCCCCCUCAUCCUGCGCAUUGUGCAACACCCCUCCCCAUUGGUGGUGGCCCAUUUUGGCCCCGUUGUCGUCGACAGCACCGUGAAAGCCUAAAGAAGGUGCAACCACCGGGUAACAGCGGGUGGUACAGUGCGCCGUCGUGGUGAUCGUCAAUCAUCACCGCAAUCAAGCGAGCGCAUCUUACGGUGAACCGUGUCGAUCGGGAGGUACACCGUGUGAACGAGAACAGUCCUUCUUUUCUUCAUCCUGCUGCUGCUGUUGCUGCGUUUCUUUCGUGAAAUUAGAACCACAUUCCUCCCACCGACGAUUUUCCAUUGGCCACACAUUGGGCUGGUUGUGCGCCUUCCUCAACAUUCGCGUACCAUCGCUUCGCACACCGCUCCGACGUUAUCGACGACGGCAUACGUCGACGACCGUCGAAGCAGGCGAGGAACACACAUACGGUCGAUCUCAACGGCUGCUGCGUACCUGAUAACGAAGACCCACGCGCCGCGGUGCGCCACGGCUUCAACGGAAAGAAUCGGUGAUUGGCUUUACAUUUCGACGGAUCGCUCGCAUGGCCACAGCGGAUUUCACCGUGCUUCUUCUUCUGCAAUCCAAAGCAGUUGCCCCCGGGCAAACGAAACGCGCCUACUAGGAGGGCUACUACAACUGUUCGCCUCGAGUUGUGACUCGACUUUCCACGCGUGUUCAGCGGUUACUCCGUUUCGCGCAGAAGGAGGAAGCACCGUACGUUACAAUGAUGGUUGCAUCUGGGUCCGUUGCGUAUCGCGGGCAACGUGCCCACUCAAUCACAACCAGAACGCAACGGGUGAGGCCGGUACCAGCUCACCGGCAUCGCCGGCAUGCAGCAAUCAUCUUGCUGGUGUCAAUAGUGAUGAUGAUGAUGACGAUACUGCAGCAAGUUCCAACGGCGCAGGCGGACAUCCUUGUCUAUCAGAUGCUGAGCGAUCAAAUAAUCGAGGAGUUCCGUGACCUACCGGCGACAUUCGGUGGCGAGAUACCGGACACGGGCCUGAAGGUACUGGCGGAUAGGGCCGAUCCGGCCGAUGGUUGCUCCGCGAUGCGUCCACCACCGAACGUUACCAGCAGCAAGUUUGCAGUCGUUAUCGCACGAUACAACUGCUCGUUUGAGGAGAAGGUACGCAACGCUCAGCAGGCAGGAUACUCGAUGGUUAUCGUGCACAAUGUUGGCAGUAAUGAUUUGGAACACAUGUCCGCCAACCACCCGCAGGAUCUGAUCAUCCCGUCCGUGUUUGUUGGGGAGAGCAGCGGGCGAGGGAUCAUCGAGAGUUACCUGUACGAUCACGACUAUGCGCUCGUCAUCACCGACGACAUUCCUUUCAACAUUAGCAACAAUCUGAUCAUCCCGUUCGCGAUCGUGGUCGGGCUUUGCUUCAUCAUCAUGCGUUGCUUUCAGGUGCUGUUCAUGAUUGCCCGAUGUAUACGGGAGCGUCGUCGUACGCUACGUCGGCGCCUGCCACCGUCGCUACUACGCCGGAUGGGCAUCGUAAAGUUCGUCAAGGGUAUGCACUACGAGACGUGCGCCAUCUGUCUGGAGGAUUUCGUCGAGAACGACCGUCUACGAGUGCUGCCCUGUCGCCAUGCUUACCAUGCACUGUGCAUUGACCCGUGGCUUACGAAAUCUCGGCGCGUCUGCCCCAUUUGUAAGCGCCGUGUGUUGGUGCAGGGCGAACGACGUCAGCGACGUCAUCGGUCUUCCAGCGGUAGCAUGUCCUCGUCGGAUGCCGAUGAAAAUGCUCCACUGCUGCAACAGAAUGCUUCGGUGAACAGUGCAGCCAGAACGGCAGGACAGCCGGUGUCGGAUGUGCUGGUAACCAAUGCCAAUGCGUCUCCUCCUACCACCACGCAACCGACGGCGGCGGCAUCAUCGGUCACUGCCGCUAGUGGAAGGACGGGGGGAGAUGCACCGAGCGGUGGUAACGUGAACACGUCCCGUAGCUACGAAGCGUUGCUGCAAGCGAUCAACACCGUGCAGAUUCGCGUGCAGCACUCGGACGAUGAUGACGAGCUGCUGGAUGAUCGGAAUGUCCAGCAGCCGAUGCAGCGAACAGCGGCGGAGGCAGCUACUUCCGGUGCUUCACCUUACGGUGCCAUCGGUGAAGAGGAACAGCUAUCCCGCUGGCAACGUUUCAAAGGCUUCUUCUCACGCGCCCGGACCCAGUACGAGACUCUACCGGAGGCGACAGCUGGUCCCGGCGGUAGUAUUAGUGGCGCUGGUAGCAGCAACAACAUCCUCAAUACACAGCAUUCCGGAUCGUUCCAUACGGGCGAGGAAACAACGGAUGAUGAGCUGAUCGAGCGGAUGAAUGAUGUGGUAAAGCGGAGCCAGGUACGCUCCGCCCCGGAUCUCCUACCCUCGACGAGUGGUCACCGUGGUGAUCGUGGUGGUGAAGCAAGUGCCGCCGGUCCUUCUUCCGCGUCCUCACCUCGAUUGGGUGUGGUCGCGCUGCCGAACGUCAACUUUGAACCAGCAAAUGGUGGUGGUAGUGGUGGCACCAGCGGUGGCAUUUGGCCAUCAUCAUCAUCGUCAUCCCAGUCCCAGCGACAGAGUCGACCGAGAACCAGAGGGGGCGAUAUUGUGUAAAUAGUCCCGUUAGCUGUAUAACCCGUGCAAAGGGAGAGAAGGCCAUCAUGAAAAAGGAAGAAAAAGGAACAACGGAUCGCACCGUCGCGAGACAACGUCGCCCGCUUUGGAGCGUUUCGGUGCCGGGUGGAGGCCGAUUCGCCCGAUCCUUGCUUAGAUUCCUUGGUUUUUGUUUUUUUUUCUUAUUUUUUUUACCCAAAGCAACAAAUGGCCCCGGCGUGUUUCCGGGCGUUGGUCAUACUUUCCGACCACGGUAGUGUUCCGAUCGGUACAGGAUGUAGCUCGAAUGAUGGAACCACCAGCCGAUUAAGGCGCGAAAGGAAGGAUUGGUUGUAGUAGUCAGUAGAACGUGCCGACAGGUGCACGAGAGCAAAAAGCGAUCAUAUUGAUGUCGCUUUACCCACGUGAUAUAGCAACUAUGUAUAAGAUUCUCAUUGUCGAGGUCACCCCAGAGUAGUGGCCCAGCGGGGACACACAACGAAGUGGACACUCGGCACCGUAAACGAACGAAGCGAUCCGUGUACCGCGGUCAGGCAGCUUUCUUCGGUUGGCUUCGUUUCCCACUCGCCACCCCGCACCAGGUGGUCGUUUCGUUUCCGUCGUACUAGUGUGUGGUUUGUGCUGCCGAGGAGACCCACUCAACAACACAUCCCCGCAACCGCAAAGGAGGGAGCGGGAGGAGGGGGGGAGGUGUUGGUAAUCCAUCUAAUUACCUUUGAAAGUAUAGUCAUCCGAUAAUUAUCUUUAUAAUUAUAUUACCCGUCGGCGCCGUAGACUCCCGGAGUUCGUUUUACUAACUGAAACUGAAUUGAAUUAUUGAGCGGAGAGUGCGAGAGAGCGUGUUUGAAAUGGGAAAAGUGUUGAAAAUGAUAAUAAAAAGCCACCACAAUGGUUUUCUUUUCAUUAAAACGCACGAAUAGCGAAACCAAGAGAGAGAGAGCGAGAUUGGGAAAUCAUUUACUAUAGGCAGACGAUGCCCCGCCUCCGGUCACAAUUUUCCGAUUGUCAUUUCGAUCCAAGCAUGCCAGGCGAACGGAUCCGAUCAAUGAAGUAUGUGUAUAGAAGUUGGAUAGAGAAAUAUGAUUUCGCAUUAAAGAUGAAUUGAUCCACCUGAUUUUACCCAUCCGCAAUAUAUAUAAAGAUUGUUUGUAUAUCGUUUAUCCCCAAUUUGCCUCAUUACCAGGAGAUGGAAAGGAAAUUUACCCUAAACCUAGAAACUAACUGGAAAAGAGCGAUUACGGAGGUGAAGAGGAACUGCAAUGCCUCCGUGAGCUUCCUAUUGGCGGUUUUUAGAGCGAUCGAUUUGAUGUUGUUGGAUGUGUGACCACCUUACCAUAGUUUCACGAUCACCGGCGAUGCCCUAAAACCGGGGGCAUAGCGGUUGGCUCCUACAAUAACUCGUAAGGCAUUAGCUGUAAGUCAGUGAUUACCGUUGAUUACGAGGGAGGGACCAGAUGUCUCGUCCAGAAACAAAAACAAAAAAACUCGAGAAAGCAUGGUAGUAGUUGAAUAAAUGGCGCGUAAAUAGUAAACCGAUUGGUGAUGAUGA
Molecule: messenger RNA, 4762 nt
Organism: Anopheles aquasalis
Lineage: Eukaryota; Metazoa; Arthropoda; Insecta; Diptera; Culicidae
Gene: gzl
Product: godzilla E3 ubiquitin protein ligase
Source: RefSeq, a predicted model, not a curated record